AUGCUGAAGUCGAAUAAAACCUCUGUCACAAAGAGUAUCACAAGUCUCAACGAAGUACUCACCAAACUCCAAGAGCCAGUCAAAUGUGCGACAACGCGGCUGGCUGUGGUCGAACUGUUAAAGCGAAAGAGUAGCUUGGAGGACGCCAUCUCCAGAAGCGAAGCCAAACUUCAACUUUUGCUUUCGUGUGAGGGAGUCGACAAGGAUGUAACCAUCGACGACUACGUCAACAAAGCAACAGAAGCCAUAGAAGAAGGUUUUAGUGUCAACAGAGAAUUGAAGGCAUUAAUCAUCGAAAGAGAACAACAGGUCGCCGAAGAAAACGAGGCACGAAGGGCCGGUAAUCCAACAACCGUCCAUCAAGAAGUGCCGAAAUUGCAAUUUCGAACGCCAAAGUUCAAUCUACCUGUUUUCGAUGGAGAAGACCACACGAAAUGGCCAUCCUUUGCACAAACGUUUGAAGCCUAUGUAAAAUCAACAAAUUUUACACCCUUCGAAAAAAUAACCGUAUUGAAGGAAUGUUUGCAAGGGAAAGCUCGACUAGCUUCGGAAGUGGCUACACUGGAAUGUAAUAACACUGUAAUAAAUCAGAUAUGUGAACCACACAUCUGGUCAACAAAGGAAUUAAAAAUAAGUCAAGAUUUACACUGCAACGUGACCUGUGGACAGAAUCAACAGUAUCUUCAGCUACAUCAUGAAGUAGGACUGGCCCACAUUAUGAAUGACUACUUGGUUCCAAAUCAGUCGAUGGUACAAGAAGAGAAAUCAAAUAUUAAUAUAAUAUUCUUUGGUAUUGUAUUUAUGGUGAUUAUUCUUUUCUUAUUCAAAACCAAUCUUGGUGGAUUUGCUCUUAGUCUAAUUGUCAGAUUACUCAAAACUAAAACACUGUAA
This is a messenger RNA of Bursaphelenchus okinawaensis, 891 nucleotides long. The record is from the annotation of a GenBank genome assembly. NCBI's taxonomy places the organism in Eukaryota, Metazoa, Nematoda, Chromadorea, Rhabditida, Aphelenchoididae.